This is a messenger RNA of Cyprinodon tularosa, 1568 nucleotides long. It is a transcript of the gene tpd52l2b, whose product is annotated as tpd52 like 2b. The record is from RefSeq and is a predicted model, not a curated record. Gene Ontology annotation, cellular component: cytoplasm. The coding region runs from base 201 to 944 and encodes 247 amino acids. The transcript has 10 exons. NCBI's taxonomy places the organism in Eukaryota, Metazoa, Chordata, Actinopteri, Cyprinodontiformes, Cyprinodontidae.
UAGCUUCACAGAAAGUUGUUAAGGCUGAGCUGGCUGUGGGCUGGGGCUGUUUUGAGUCUGCUGGCAGUUCCCAUCGACGUCUUUCUCUACGUGGAAGUUGGUCGCUCAGCUCGGGGAGAUUUCCACACACCGAGCCGCUUUUCCACCGUCGAUUCAAGGCGAAUUGAUCCGAGAAUCACAGGCUCCGUUACAGUAACGUCAUGGACCCAGCCAGUCAAGAUAUCAACCUGAACUCUCCCAACAAAGGUCUCAAUAUGGAUCAUUCAGACAACCUGUCCGAUGUUCAGGUGGAGGGAGCGGCGGGAAACGUGGCUCACCCUCUUCCACCCGGCCUGACGGAGGAAGAAGCCGAGGAGCUCCGCACAGAGCUAACAAAGGUUGAGGAGGAGAUCAACACCCUGCGCCUGGUUCUGUCGGCCAAAGAAAAACACGCCUCAGAGCUAAAGAGGAAACUCGGCCUCAAUCCGCUCAACGAACUCAAGCAGAACAUCUCCAAGAGCUGGCAAGAUGUACAGACCUCACAGGCCUAUGUGAGAACCACAGAGAAACUGGGCGAGUGGAAUGAAAGGGUUACCAGUUCGGAUCUAUAUCUGUCUGCCUCAGCCACUUUGGAUGACAUUGCCCACUCUGAAGCAUACAAGAAAACCCAGGAGACUCUCUCUGAGGCGGGGCAGAAGACGACCGCAGCUCUCAGCACGCUGGGCACAGCCAUCAGCAGGAGGUUGGGCGACAUGAGAGCUCUGCCUUUCUCUAAUUCCUUUAGUAGCAACUAUUCCAUUCGCCACUCCAUAAGUAUGCCUGCCAUGAGAAACUCUCCAACCUUCAAGUCAUUUGAGGACAAAGUGGGAAACCUGAAGCAUAAGGUUGUCGGACCCAGAGGGAACGGAGACGCCGUCAGCUCCCCCACCGACACCACCCCAACUCAGGACAACCCGCCGUUCUGAGCGCACAACACGCCGCCUCCUCCUCCCCCUUGCUGCCAUCUUCCUCACGACCUCAGACUGUACUGUUAUCGAGCCCGGACCUCUGACCCUUCAGCAACACUCUGCGUAUUGUCCUACGAUCUGUAAACGCACCACAGCAGGCAGGCUGAUGAGUCGACUGUCCCAUCACUGCUGCUUCCUCCACCUUUGGUUCUCUUUCUCACUCUUCAAAGAUUGUUCAAACCGGAAUAAUUUGCCUUUCCUAUCAUCAGUCCUCAACAUCGUUUUAAGAAGGAAAAACCUAAAAGAUGUUGAGGUUUUCAUGUCAUUUUGUUUUUUAUUUUCACUUGUAGUUUAAUAGCCGACGUCUCUGAGGCUCACCGAGCAUCAGGGUGGAUUCGGGUGCCAGUUAAAAACCAGUUUAGCUUCCACCCACACUGUGAGCAACUGUUACUAUCACCACUGUUUCCUCACCUGUCUCACUCGCACCCAGUUCGUUCCUCCACUCUUUAGACGCAGACUUUGCUUCGCCGUUAUUAAGGACAUCUUAGAUAUCUGCAUGUUUGCUUCAUCUUAGAAACCCUGCAAACAGCCACAGGAAAAGAAAAAAAAAGCACCCAAGUUGUAAAAAACUGCACCCAUUUU